This is a messenger RNA of Carcharodon carcharias (great white shark), 946 nucleotides long. It is a transcript of the gene erg28, whose product is annotated as ergosterol biosynthesis 28 homolog. Gene Ontology annotation, molecular function: protein-macromolecule adaptor activity. The transcript has 5 exons. The record is from RefSeq and is a predicted model, not a curated record. Gene Ontology annotation, cellular component: endoplasmic reticulum; membrane. Bases 270 to 701 code for a protein of 143 amino acids. NCBI's taxonomy places the organism in Eukaryota, Metazoa, Chordata, Chondrichthyes, Lamniformes, Lamnidae.
CUAUCGGAGGGUCAGUACAGAGGCAGUGCCGCACUGUCGGAGGGUCAGUACAGAGGGAGUGCCGCACUGUUAGAGGGUCAGUACAGAGGGAGUGCUGCACUGUCCGAGAUCUAAAAGUUUUCCAUAGGCACAAGUAGAAAAUGGUGGUAAAAGGAGGAGUGGGAUCUGGCCAAUCAGCUGGCCUGCAGCUCUGAAGUCCCAGCAGCGCCAUCUGGGAGUUUUGGCCACUGCUGGGACUACAGGUAGUCCCACCACCCCAAGGAGCCAGGAUGAGCCGGUUUCUCCAUGUGCUUCGCAGUUGGUUAGUAAUGGUCGCUGUCAUCGCCGGCGGCAACACCAUUCAGAGUUUCCGGGACCACAGCUUUUUAUCGGACAAACUAUACACGGGGAGCCCAACACUCGUUAAUGGUCUACAGGCGAGGACAUUUGGGAUCUGGACUCUGCUGUCCUCCAUCAUUCGGUGUACAUGUGCGGUGGAUAUUCACAACAGAACGUUGUAUCACAUUACACUCUGGACCUUUAUUCUCGCUUUUGGCCACUUCUUGUCUGAGUCCUUCAUUUAUCACACAGCUCCCAUUACGAUAGGUGUCAUGGCACCCCUGUUAGUAGCUGGUUUUUCGAUUCUGGGAAUGAUGGUUGGAUUCCAGUACAUGGAGGAUCCCCUGGAGGCAACUUCCAUUCAACCGAAGAAGUGGAUCUAAAGCCUUCCCUGAUGGGCUGUCUGAUCACAAGGGCAGAACAAGCUGAAAGAUAAGCCCAUUCCUGCCACACGUCUGACCAGUUCACUUGGGCACCACACCGCCUGCACUUUCAAUUUCAUUCCUCUAAAUAACAAUGACUGAAAACCAUUCCCAGGCUGUAAAGAGUUUUGAGAUAGCCUGACUUCAUGAAAGAUGCUGUACAAAUGGGAAUCUUUCUUUCCAUCACUAAACGAUCAUUAUGAAAA